CGCGCCGCAGCCCGGAAGCGGAAGGCCUGCGGCGGAAGCUGCUUCCAGCUCCGGUGCGCGGUGCCCUUGGGCUGGCCGGGGACGAUGGCGGCGCUGGGGCUGCUGCGGGCGGGGCUGGCGCGGCCCCGCGGCGCCCAGAUGGCUCUCCUCGGGAGGACCCUUCUCCGCCGCCCCGCCGUCCUCGGGGCCGUCGCCCAUCCGAGCGCUCCGGCUCGGCAAAGCCACAGUCCCCCGCAGCGGGGCCACGGUUUAAAAAAUUCCCUACCCAGCCCAUCAGAAGAGCAAAUCACAUUCCACAGCCCCAAAGGUUUGCAAUGCAUCUCGCUCUUAAUGCAGACAGUAGAGGAGACCCCUCAGCCCAUCCCAGCGAAGAUCAAAGGACUUAUUCCCAAAUGGAUUAAUGGCAGUCUUCUGAGGAACGGUCCUGGGAAGUUUGAGUUUGGCGAGGACAAAUUUAACCAUUGGUUUGAUGGAAUGGCCCUGUUGCAUCAGUUCCAUUUGGAGAAUGGCACAGUGACAUACCGUAGCAAGUUUCUGCAGAGCAGCUCCUACCUGACCAACAGCCAGCACAACCGCAUCGUGGUCUCAGAAUUUGGGACGUUGGCAAUGCCAGACCCAUGCAAGAGUGUCUUCGGGCGCUUCAUGUCACGCUUUGAGAUGCCACAGACAAGUGACAAUGCCAGCGUGAACUACGUUGUGUAUAAAGGAGACUAUUAUGUCAGCAAUGAGAACACCUUCAUGUACAAAGUGGACCCAGAAACGCUUGAAACAAAGGAAAAGGUAGACUGGAGCAAAUUUGUUGCAGUGAAUGGGGCCACUGCUCAUCCUCAUUAUGAAUCUGAUGGGACAACAUACAACAUGGGCAAUUCCUAUGGGAAACACGGGUCUAGGUAUAAUAUCAUUCAGGUCCCUCCACAAAAGUCAAACUGUAGUGACACGUUAGAGGGAGCGAAAGUGCUGUGUUCCAUUGCUCCAAUGGAUAAGAUGAAACCCUCCUACUACCACAGCUUUGGAAUGAGUGAAAACUACAUAAUUUUCAUUGAGCAACCCAUCAAGCUGAAUCUGUUGCAGAUUCUCACUUCCAAGCUCCGUGGGAAAGCCAUUUCUGAAGGGAUAAGCUGGGAGCCUCAGUACAAUACUUGCUUUCAUGUGGUGAAUAAGCACACUGGGGAGGUGCUGCCAGGGCAGUGGUACAGUAAGCCCUUUGCUACUUUCCAUCAAAUCAAUGCUUUUGAAGAUCAUGGCUGUGUGGUCCUUGAUCUGUGCUGCCAGGAUGAUGGAACGACUCUGGCUACUUACAAACUUCAGAAUCUGCGGAGGAGUGGGGAAGGUCUAGAUCAGGUUUAUGACUCAAUAUCCCGAGCUUUCCCUCGUCGCUUUGUUCUCCCACUGAAUGUGAAUUCAGACACACCUGUGGGGAAGAAUCUGAACCCACUGUCUUAUACAUUGGCAAGGGCUGUGAAAGAUGCAGAUGGCAAGGUCUGGUGCACACAUGAAAACCUCCACCCUGAGGGCUUUGAAAAGGUAGGGGGCUUGGAGUUCCCCCAGAUCAACUACUCUCGGUACAAUGGUAGGAGGUACCGUUACUUCUAUGGAUGUGGUUUUCGGCAUUUGGUUGGAGAUUCCUUGAUCAAGGUUGACGUGGAGACCAAGAAUUUCAAGAUUUGGCAGGAGGAUGGAUCCUACCCAUCAGAGCCUGUGUUUGUGCCAGUGCCUAAUGCCAUGACAGAAGACAGUGGAGUCAUCUUGUCUGUUGUGGUCUCCCUGACUGAGAACCGAAGUGCUUUUCUGCUUCUCUUGGAUGCAGAGACCUUCAGAGAAUUGGGGCGAGCGGAAGUUGCAGUGCAAAUGCCUUAUGGAUUCCAUGGCAUCUUUACUUCCCACUGACUGAAGACCUUGUCACCUUCUGUAACUCAGGGCUGGGUCAGGCUCAGAAAGAAAACUCUGCUUUCUUUUACCUCCCACCUUUGCAUUAUGCUCUGGACGAAGGAACUACUUUUUCUCUAUCAUAUCCUCUGAGUUCCUGCUAUAUUCCUAACAAUAUACAGCAAAGGGUUGAGAAAGACAGAAGGGAAGAGAGUAUCGGUACUUAGGGCAGUGACUUUGGCUGAAACGUGUAAAGCAGAAGAGAGGAGUAAAACCAGCUAGCAACAUGUAGGCCCAAUGAAGGGAUGUAAUUUCACCCCCAUUGCAUAAAGAUUGCCUUCAGUGAAGCCCAGCAAGCAGAUGCAAACACUCACAGAAGCUGUCCUAGUAGUGCUUUUCUCUGUACGCUAAUGGUGCCCUCAAAUAAAACGUUGUGAAGUA
Messenger RNA from Phalacrocorax carbo (great cormorant), 2307 nucleotides. The record is from RefSeq and is a predicted model, not a curated record. NCBI's taxonomy places the organism in Eukaryota, Metazoa, Chordata, Aves, Suliformes, Phalacrocoracidae.